Molecule: messenger RNA, 513 nt
Organism: Westerdykella ornata
Lineage: Eukaryota; Fungi; Ascomycota; Dothideomycetes; Pleosporales; Sporormiaceae
Exons: 1
Coding region: 1-513 (170 amino acids)
Source: RefSeq, a predicted model, not a curated record
AUGAGCCCCAACUUCCAUUAUUGUUCCCACAACAACACCUCCUCCUCCUCGUCCUCCUCUACCAUCCCGACCUGCUACUUCACAUACGUCCCUCCCUCAGCACGUCGCUACUCGGCCGAAACUCCAAAUACUCCUCUGUCCGCCUACACCGACGACAUCUCUCCCGACCCGCACAACCCGCUCCUCGCCUGGCGCCCGUGCACGCUGCCCUUUGCACCUGCCGCCAUGGACGCUUCCAAGCUGCUGCAACUCCAGACCCAGGCUGCCCACGCUCCCCGGCCCAGCCCUGCCCCCUUACAGAAGAGCAACGGCACCGCCGAGUCGUCGUCCACCGGCUCCUCGUCAAGUGGUUCCAGCUCCUCGUCAACCAGCACCUGCCCGACGCCUCCCCAACUCUGCUGCUCGCGCUGCCGCCGCACCUCCAUUGGCGUCAACGGCAUGAUCCAGUUCGGCACCAACCUCUACUACUGCUCCCACUGCGCCUCCAUGACGGGCUACGUCUCUGCCGGUUGA